Molecule: messenger RNA, 933 nt
Organism: Candidula unifasciata
Lineage: Eukaryota; Metazoa; Mollusca; Gastropoda; Stylommatophora; Geomitridae
Source: the annotation of a GenBank genome assembly
AUGCAUUCACCGGUCAACUUUAUACUGACCGCCCUGGCGAUCGCCGACAUCUUGACCAUGUCACCGUAUCCGGCCAUGGCUGUUUAUUUGUACAUACUCAACAAACCUGACUGUAACGCUGAGACCCACACGGAAGGAUGGAUGUACUUCAUCAUGUUCAACAAUAUGUUCAUCAUCGCCUGUCACAUGAUGGCCAUGUGGUUGACUGUGUCUCUAGCAGUGUUUCGCUACAUCUUUGUCUGUAAACACCACUUGGCUUCAUCUAUGUGUUCUAUGCAACGGGCUCGCCUGACCGUCUUCGUCGUGUUUGUUGUCACCGUUGUGUCCAAUAUACCUUACUUGUUCACCUACCAGGUGAAGAACAAGAACACAGAUGCGAACAGACCGCCGUGCUACUGGGUAGAUGCUUCGGACUUCGCUCUUCACCAUCCGAUGUAUAUAUACUUCGUCCACUGGCUGUUUGGUGUAGUCAUUAAGAUCUUGCCUUGUAUCUUACUUGCCUAUCUAUCCACACUUCUGAUUGUCGCCAUGCAGCAGGCAAAGAAGCGGCGGGCACGACUGCUGAAUAACGUGUCCCGAGUAAUCAACCACGACAGCUCUAGUGAGCACAACCGGACAACGAUGAUGUUGGUUGCCGUCGUUUUGUGUUUUAUUGUCACUGAAAUCCCUCAGGGUUUGGUCGCCUGGAUCAGCGCGGUGGAUCAGGAUUUCUUCGAUAAUGUCUACAUCCAUCUGGGCGAUCUGAUGGAUAUUCUGGUGCUCGUCAACAGCGCGGUCAACUUCAUCCUCUACUGCAUCAUGUCGCAGCAAUUCCGCGACACUUUCACCAGCCUUUUCGUCUCCAAACACCUGCCGCCUUUCUUCCACCGCCACAAGCAACAUCCUAACGGUGGUGAGUACAGCAUGGUUAACACAGAAACCACACUCUUAUAG